Molecule: messenger RNA, 525 nt
Organism: Panicum virgatum (switchgrass)
Lineage: Eukaryota; Viridiplantae; Streptophyta; Magnoliopsida; Poales; Poaceae
Exons: 2
Coding region: 1-525 (174 amino acids)
Source: RefSeq, a predicted model, not a curated record
AUGGACGGAGGCAGCAGCCUCAAUAUUCUGUACGCGCACUCCCUCGAGCUCAUGGGGGUCGACCUGGACAAGCUGCACCCUAGCAUGUCGCCGUUUCACGGCGUCGCGCCAGGGAAGCGAGUCCAACCACUCGGGCAGAUCGACUUGCCCGUCUGCUUCGGCACGCCUGUAAACUUCCGCAAGGAGAUACUCACCUUCGAGCCGUGCUACUCCAAGUUCAUGGCGGUCCCAAACUACGCCUACCUCAAGAUGAAGAUGCCGGGGCCGAAGGGUGUCAUCACUGUCGGCCCGUCGUUUGAGCAUGCCUACGAGUGCGACGUUGAAUGCGUCGAGCGUGCUGAGGCUCAGGCGGACGACGAUGCCCUCGCAGCCACUCUGGAUAAAAUGGUAAGCAAAGCCAUGGAUUCCGCACACCGACACGCAGGCAGUUUCGAGCCUGCCGAGGGUAUCAAGACAGUGCCCCUUGACCCGAGCCAUCCCGACGGCAAGGCGUUGAGGGUCCGCACCACCCUCGACAGCAAAUAG